UUUACAGAUUAUCAGUCCCCAACGUUAUCGUGUCCUGGACCUCACAUAAUAGGUGAUACAACCAAAGGAAAAGCGACAGGAAAGGUAUCAUGGAAUAUCCAGGUGACAGACAACUCUGUAAUCGUGGAUCCCAAUGCGGAGAUAAAUGUAUACUCAACUCAUCAGCCUUCUCAAGAACUUCCUAUUGGUGCGACUGGCGUUCAGGUUACUGCUCGUGACUUCACAGGAAAUACAGCAACGUGCAGUUUUAUGGUUUACAUUAAAGGUUAAUAGAUAGAAAGUGAAAAACUUCAGGCCUCGUCCACUCGUAUCCCGAUAUAUUUUGAAAAUGGAUAUUUUUUUUCUCCAAUUUUGAAAAAGGUAGCUUCUCUUACUGGGCAUGCCCUGUACGAUGUAUGACAUUAUCGUAUUCGAAAAAGUCCGUGUUUCGACCGUAUACACUACUCUGGGGACUGCUUUCAAAACCCCAGCGAAUUUUUGACGCCCGAAAAAAGCCGUUUGAUCGGAAGGCUAAAACCGAGAAAAAUAAAUAAAUAAUAAUAACAAUAAUGAUAAUAAUAAUAAUAAAUAUCCGGAUACGUGGGCCUGAGAGUCUUCGGCGAGUGAUUUCAAGCUUCUCUUGUGUUCUUCCAACAUAAAUAUUUUCUACGGGGUACGACUUUACAAAGUUAAAUUGCUAAACCUAAAAAUCAUACAAUAUUCAUUACUCAAUUGAGGGACGACCGGUCAUUAUGUAUCGCCUGGAGGAGAGAAGGGGGGGGGGGUGCAGAGGAUUUUUGUUGCGACAACGGAGCACUUACGUGAUCUUACGUGUUGUACGGAUCGUUAAUGCGUGGAAUAACUUGCCUAAAGAUGUUGUACACGCAAGAUCGCUGACUUUAUUUCGCAUCAGAUUAGGAUUAAUAUAAACAUUGAUUAAUACGUUUGUAAACAGUUUCAAUUAUGAUAUGCAAAUUAUGUUUUUUACUAUUUUUUAGGUUUUAGAUUUUUCUCUCUGUUUAUAAUGUUUUAGAUUCUAGAUUUUAUCUUUUUAUAUUUUAUCUUGGUGAAUCUUUUAUAUAGGGUUAACUUCUAGAUAUCCCCUUUCGAGAGAUAUUUUGUAACUUUAGUUUUUAUCUCUUGAAUAAAGUAUUGUAUUGUAUUGGAAUGGUUACUCGGAAACUGAAAAAUGCACCUAAAAAGGGUCCGCAGGGAGAGCAAAGAGAGACUACUCGUAGUCUACUGUUUGGCCAAAGCACCUACUAUCUACUAAGUGCGUGGUAUUGUGAGUAGCGAGCCGCCGUUUGGAACAAAAACGAAACAAUUGGCAACUUCUUUGUAAUAAAAAGUUUUCUGAUGUUUAACGGAACGAGGAAGAAGUUAGACGCUGUUCCAUAAAAUGCUAUAGCGGCCUUAAUAAACGGAAUGAAAAUUCCCAUCGGUCCACGCGCACUUCCUUUUUUUCUUUUCCCCAACCCCUUCGCGCGUUUUCUGUUUAUUUUUCUCUUCUUUCCAACCUUCCUACAACACAAAAAGGCCUCUGUGGGGAAGAGAGUAGUAUGCGCAUGCCCUUUGUCUCGUACGAUGGAUAUCUUGACCUUUUCUUUUACAAUGUCAUUUUACUUUAGAUAUUGAAGCACCUAUCAUCAAGCAGUGUCCAGGAGAUAUUGUCCGAGAAGAGGAAGACAGAGAAGUGAGAGUACACUGGACGAGACCAGUUUUCUCCGACAAUUCGGGAAGUGUCGCGGUCGUCUCAAACAGACAAAUAGGAGAACUAUUUGCUGUCCCCGGCACCUAUCAAAUUGUGUAUACCGCAAGCGACCUGUCAAAUAAUCAGAACAAAAAUUGUUCAUUCAGGAUAACACUGAAAAGUAAGAUUUACUCAUUCUUAAGUUACUAAAUUUUCAGCACUGUUUCACGAACUGCGCUGCUAUACUGAUAAUCACAUACAGACUUUUAGUUGCAAGUUUUCACUUUUCUAUGCGAGUAGUUUUAGUGCAAUAAGUUUCAUGGCAUUGAGACUAUUUUGAAAAAAAGUAAUAACACAUUUGAUAUUUUUAACACAAGACAUGUUAUCAAAAAGGCAGUUCUUCUGCUUAGACCAGUUAAAUCAACAACUGCAACAGCCACAAGCAGAAACCAGAGUAUAGAUAUGGCGAUAAUAAUGUAAGUGUAAAAAAUAGGUAAGGAGAGCCUGAAUAUAAAUACAUUUAUUAAACAAUGUUAAAAUAUCAACAAGAAAACUAAGGAACAAUGGAUAUAUUAAACAAAGGCUGGAAUUGACGUGCUGUAAUUGCUAAGUCGGCCUACUUUUGUCGUUCCCAUUGAGGGGCAGAAGCAAGGGGAGGAUCUAUGGCUUAGAAAAACCAUGAAUGUAUAACGCAGAUGGAGAAUGAAAAUAAUUGGCUUCAACUAGCUGGACAAGCUGGACCCCGUCAGACAAAAAUUCCUUGAUCCGACCCUGAAGAGACGAUUUACGUUUGGAUUACAUCUUGAUUCGGUCGGUCAAUUGUUUCAUUUAUACAUUAUUAGUCGGACUGAACUAAGUUAACAUUGUUGUUUUUCUCUAAACCCAAAUUUUCAAUGUUUUAAACCUUUAAGCUAAACAAUCAGGGGAAACAAGUUUUGUUGUGUUUUCUUGCAGAAAAAACGUGUCCUUUAUACCCGCCUCCUAAAAACGGAGCCCUAGCGUGCGUUAGUAACGGUGGUGAUAAUACUUGUGCGGUCAUGUGUCAGACUGGUACUGACUUUGAGUUUAACGUCCCAUUACUGUACUUCUGUUCAGCUGGACAGUGGAAUUUCUAUUCGCUCCCUCACAUGUCUUUCAGUUCGACUUUACCCUGGCCAAACUGUACUGGUAAGAGCUCUUAA
Molecule: messenger RNA, 2850 nt
Organism: Porites lobata
Lineage: Eukaryota; Metazoa; Cnidaria; Anthozoa; Scleractinia; Poritidae
Source: the annotation of a GenBank genome assembly